Aedes albopictus (Asian tiger mosquito) is the source of this 1502-nucleotide messenger RNA. Its product is annotated as retinol dehydrogenase 12. NCBI's taxonomy places the organism in Eukaryota, Metazoa, Arthropoda, Insecta, Diptera, Culicidae. The record is from RefSeq and is a predicted model, not a curated record. The transcript has 3 exons. The coding region runs from base 1 to 1359 and encodes 452 amino acids.
AUGCCUCUCAAUGACUUCUGGAGUAAAACUAGUGGCUUUUGCGGGGGAUUUAUAAUGAAUGAAAUUUUAUUUUUUUUUUUUCUCUCCCUUUUUGGCACAGACCUACUGGUCCAUAUCGAAAAUUUUAUUUGUAAACAACCGUCGCAUGAUUUUGACAUUCAUGGGAUCACGUGCUUGCUAGAGAAAGGUCGAAUUUUCGACUUAAAUCGGCAGCCGACAUGUGUGAACGUAUUCCAUCUUAUUUACUUUCCGAAAAUCAUCAGAAUCCGAUCAUCAAAAAGUCACUGCGACGAUUCUUCAUCACUCCGCGCAUUCCGCAGAUCAUUGCUCAGUUUGUUAUCCGCCUUAUCAGUGUCCGCUUAUUAUUUAAUUAAACAACCAAUUUUAUCUGAGUUUCCCUACAUCUACUUGCAACAAUCAAGGUGGUACUACAUCGGCCGGUUAUACCGAAACAAGAGAGUUUUUCACGGACGCGAACUAAUUGUUAUAACCGGAGCAACCUCAGGAAUUGGAUUAGCUUUGGCCAACGAGCUUGCCUCGAGAAACUGCCAUUUGGUGCUGGGAUGUCGAAACCUAACCAACGGUAUUCUGGUUCGAAAGAAACUUGAGCAACAAGUUGGCCCUGCAAAUAUAGUGGAUAUAUUUGAGCUGGACCUUAGCAGCUUAAAAAGCGUCGUUGGUUUCGUGGACAGCGUUAACAGCCUGCGGAAACCGAUAUAUGCAUUAGUUAAUAAUGCCGGUAUUUUUUACGCCGAGCCUGGACUGACAAUCGACGGCAUAGAACAAACAUUCCAGGUUAACUACUUAAGUCACUAUCUGUUAACCAUACUGUUGUUGCCAAAACUGAAGCUGUACCCCGGCAACAGUCGAGUGGUUACCGUAUCCUCCAAGGCUCAUCAAGACGUUGAACGAUUUCCGGAUUUGGAACUCCAUCGAGAAUUUGACGACUCGCCAAGUAAUCGUUUCAGAUCAUAUCAGUACAGCAAAUUCAGUGUAGUUACCUUUUCUCAGAAGCUUUCGUCGAUAUUAGCAAACUCUAACGUGACCGUUCACUGCGUUGAUCCUGGGAAUGUAGAAACCGACAUCUACAGAAGCUUCCCACCCUUAUCAAAUAAGCUACUGUUUUAUUUGCAAAAGCCUAUAAGAUUACUAUUAGUUAAAACUCCCAGGGAAGGCGCCCAAGGUUUAUUGUAUGCUAUCAUAUCACCAGAGACUCCCAGAUUCUACAUCACUAAACAUUACUCCAAUUCAGAAGAGCAACAAGAAGUAAAUCCCCGUAUCUACAACCCUAUCCUAGGGGACACAUUAUGGAAGCUGAGUCGCCAACUGUGCCGCGAUCACCUGCUAGAACUGAUCUAGUGCCAAAAUUCUGGAAAAAUGAUAUCAAAGGACUACAUAAAGAAUUGAUCAGCUUCCGCUUUAUGUCAAUGACCAAACCAACACCAGAAGCUAGAUGUCAUGUCAGUAUAAGUGAGGUAAACAAUCUUUCAGGCAAGGAAUCU